AUGUCUCAACUGACUGGACUGCACAAUGCCAUGAUCGAAACGAUCCGCGACACCAGGUUUGGCAAGCUGAUGCGUCUGUUCAGCGGCGGCCGGCUCCUGCGCUUCCCCGAGGAAGAAGACCCCUCCAUCUGGACCACAUACGUCAAAAGCUCGGAGGAGACCAAACCCGCGCAAUCUGAGAUAUCGGGCUCGGAGUACGACAGCUAUGAAGAAGACCUCGAAGCCUAUGGUUUAUACACGGUUAUGUCGCAGGCCUCCCGCGUGGGGAGAAGGACGUCCACUGUCACCUCCGCCCCGGCACUGCCCUCAUCGGCACAGCGCGGCAGCCCUACCAUCAUCACUUGGGCGCUGGAUGACCCCGAGAAACUCCUGGUUAGCUCGCAGAUCUGGCUCCUCACCUUCGCCAUCUACAUCGGCUCCGCCAUCUACUCGCCGGGAAUCCCCUCGGCGGCGCAGCACUUCGGGAUCAGCAGCGUGGCCGCGACGCUGGGGCUGACGCUCUUCGUGCUGGGGUACGGGGUGGGCCCGAUGCUGCUGUCGCCUCUGUCCGAGCUCCCCGCCGUGGGCCGCAGCCCCACCUACGUGCUGACGCUGGUGGUCUUCGUCUUCUUCAACUUCGGGGUCAUCUACGCCCGCAAUCUGGGCAUGUUCUUGGCCUUUCGGUUUCUGGCGGGGUUCCUCGGCUCACCCGCGCUCGCCACGGGCGGCGCCUCGAUGGGCGAUAUCUGGAGUCCGCGGGCCCGCGACUAUAUGAUCGCCAUAUGGGGGUGCUUCGCCAUUUCGGCGCCCGUGCUGGGGCCGUUGGUGGGCGGGUUCGCGGCCGCCGCGAAGGGGUGGACCUGGACAAUCUGGCCGCUGAUCUGGGUGUCCGGGUUUACGUUGGUGGUGCUGUUCGUGGGCCUGCCGGAGACGUACGCGCCCAAUAUCCUCUCGCGGCGGGCGGCGCGCGUGCGCAAAAUUACCGGGGAUGCGGGCUGUGUGUCUGAGUCGGAGCUGGAGUUGCGGAGGAUCAGAGACAAAGUCGAAUCAGACCGUGAGGCAUCACACCCGGAAGCAAUCUCUAAUGGCAUGGUGAUGCGGGAACAACAGGACCUCCUCUUCGAAGCCCUAAUCCGCCCUUUCCAACUCAGCUUCCUCGAGCCCAUCGUCUUCCUCCUCAGCCUCUACAUCUCUUUGAUUUACGGAAUCCUUCACAUCUGGUUCGAAGCCUUCCCCAUCAUCUUUGAAGACCUCCACGGCUUCAACGCCGGCCAAAACGGCCUCGCCUUCCUCGGCAUUCUAGUCGGCACAAUCUGCCUCGCCAUUCCGGGCUACUUCUACUGGAAAUCCCACUACCAGAUCCGCUACCUCGAUCGCAACGGCAACCUGCCCCCGGAGGCCCAGCUCCCCUCCGCCUGCGUCGGCGCCGUCUGUCUGGCCUUCUCCCUGUUCUGGUUUGGCUGGACCGGCAACUUCGCGAGUGUGCACUGGAUUGUACCCAUCCUCGCGUCCGGGCUGUUCUCGGUGGGCGGGUGUCUGAUUUUCAAUAGCAUCUUCACGUACGAGGCGCACGCGUACCCCACGUACGCGGCCUCGGUGCUGGCGGGGAACGACUUUAUGCGGUCGAGCUUCGGGGCGGCGUUCCCGCUGUUCGCGACGGCCAUGUUUCGCAAUCUGGGGGUUGGGUGGGCGUGUACGCUGCUCGGGUGUUUGGCUGUGUUGUUAGUGCCGUAUCCGUUUGUGCUGCUCAGGUUUGGGAGGCGGCUGAGGUUGGCGAGUCGGUUCGCCAGGCAUGAUAUUUGA
This is a messenger RNA of Aspergillus aculeatinus CBS 121060, 1782 nucleotides long. RefSeq names its product MFS transporter. Gene Ontology annotation, biological process: xenobiotic detoxification by transmembrane export across the plasma membrane. The transcript has 3 exons. Gene Ontology annotation, molecular function: fluconazole transmembrane transporter activity. The record is from RefSeq and is a predicted model, not a curated record. Bases 1 to 1782 code for a protein of 593 amino acids. Lineage: Eukaryota; Fungi; Ascomycota; Eurotiomycetes; Eurotiales; Aspergillaceae.